Molecule: messenger RNA, 3932 nt
Organism: Oncorhynchus keta (chum salmon)
Lineage: Eukaryota; Metazoa; Chordata; Actinopteri; Salmoniformes; Salmonidae
Exons: 8
Coding region: 437-793 (118 amino acids)
Source: RefSeq, a predicted model, not a curated record
GUAUUUUCAGCUUGCUGCCCCACCCCCACAGAAAGCACUGAGCCCGGCUGAAACACCUGCAUUUUGGAGCUACCUUGCUCAAGAAGGCAGAAAAGAGACCAUGUUUACUUGUCAGAGUGAUUCGGACGGACCUGGAGCAGCUGAGUGAAAGGGAGCAACGAGGGGUUGACCUGAGCUCUGCUGUUUGUUGAUCUGGGAGGGAGCAGGGAGCCACUCUAGAGAAGGUGAUAACAUGUUCUCCCAAACAGAGGAUCUGUUAUUUGUACAUCGUCCUCCCUCCCCCACAGCCACUUCUUCUUGUGCCCACUACAAUGGAGAGAGAAUGAGAAGAGGUGCUCCAAGCAGAACAUGAGAAUGGAGACGUGCACAAAGAACAAUAACACCACACUCAGAAGAGGUGAGAGUGCGAUGAGGAGAGGAGCCAGAGAGUGAGGCGAUGGGCUGCACCUCUGCUAAGCAGGUGUCGGCCGUGCCCAGCGACGAGGAGGGCCGGGGCAAGGCCUACAGCAACGGAGACCUCUUCACCGACGAGUACAAGAUGAAAGGAGUGGAGGAGGUGAAGUACAUGCGUGGAGAGGAGGACCGGGUGAACGCACGCAACCAGGAGAACCUGGAGAAGACCUCUUUACAGUACAGGGGGAAACCGCACAAAGAAGGCUCUGGAGCCAACGCCAACAGGACAAAUAUCCACACAUCAGAGAGCCAGCAGGAGUUCUUCAGGAUGUUGGAUGAGAAGAUUGAGAAGGGACAGGACUACUGUUCAGAGGAAGAAGAGGCAGAGGAUGGGACAUAGCAAACAAGGCCUGACUCAACCCCCAACAGAGAGCCUCCCAGAGUGUGUGCGAGUGCAUGUUCGUCUGAAUCAGUGUGUGUAUGUAUGUUCCACUGCCUUUGUAUGUGAUUCUGUCUGUGUGAGCAUGUAGGUUUUUUGUGUGUGAAAGUGAGAUGGAUAGCUAUUCUAAAAGACUGUUGCCCCCCUCUUGGCUGUCGUCCCAUUGGGCCCCUGAGUGGAUUACUGGAGGGAGAGACGAGGAGACAUACAGACAGACAUGUGGACUCACUGCCCUGCAGGACUAUGGAGAGACGCACAUGGAGACGGACAUGCAAACCGACAUGUGGACUCACUGCCCUGCAGGACUAUGGAGGGACCCUCCCCUCUAGCCCAACUACCACCCCAGUGAACUGUACUGUGGUCCCUGGUCCAGCUUUGUAUAUACCACCCCAUGACUACAACAUGGAGAAGGAGGACGAACAGAGGAAGGAAGAAUGAGCAUUAUGGGAGUCUGGGAGACACCCUCCUGGUUUCCACCCUCCAUGGCCCUGACUAUUGUGCUUUGCUUGUGAGGAGCAGAGAUGUGGAUAGAGAAAGAGAGGUGCUGGGGAGGGGGAAGCACUUCCAUAACCCCCAUCAGACAACGGAGGCUCGCUGCUACAGUGGGCCAGAGGACCUGCGAGAGGGUAGGGGGAUGGGAGGGGGGGGGGUUAAAGAAAAACCUAGAUAUUUUAAUAAGAGAAAGAAGAGUCAGUGAGUGGCUUAUUUUGAAACUCUGAACUCAUGCCUUUUUGAAGGACUUUUUUAUUAUGUUGAUCCAGUUCAUUAUUUUUAGUUUUUUUUAAAUGUUUUUUUGUUUGUUUUUGUUUUUGGCUUCUAUCCUAGUGCAUCACCUCCUGCAGGCUACAGCUCUAUAGGUCAGAGUUCCUGUGUCACUACACAACCUGUCCUCUUAAAUAUACCCUCAACGCGAAUAUACCAGACCCUGGCUAUGUGAAACACACUCAACUUCAUAUGCAUAGAUGCAGACACAGAAGUGCACACUCAUACAUACAGACACACGCUCAUACAGACAGACCAAUGCAGAUAGACUCAUGUGUAUGUGUAUAUAUAUAUAUAUAUGUACAGUGCCUUGCGAAAGUAUUCGGCCCUCUUUGCGACCUUUUGCCACAUUUCAGGCUUCAAACAUAAAGAUAUAAAACUGUAUUUUUUUGUGGAGAAUCAACAAGUGGGACACAAUCAUGAAGUGGAACGACAUUUAUUGGAUAUUUAAAACUUUUUUAACAAAUCAAAAACUGAAAAAUUGGGCGUGCAAAAUUAUUCAGCCCCUUUACUUUCAGUGCAGCAAACUCUCCAGAAGUUCAGUGAGGAUCUCUGAAUGAUCCAAUGUUGACCUAAAUGACUAAUGAUAAAUACAAUCCACCUGUGUGUAAUCAAGUCUCCGUAUAAAUGCACCUGCACUGUGAUAGUCUCAGAGGUCCGUUAAAAGCGCAGAGAGCAUCAUGAAGAACAAGGAACACACCAGGCAGGUCCGAGAUACUGUUGUGAAGAAGUUUAAAGCCGGAUUUGGAUACAAAAAGUUUCCCCAAGCUUUAAACAUCCCAAGGAGCACUGUGCAAGCGAUAAUAUUGAAAUGGAAGGAGUAUCAGACCACUGCAAAUCUACCAAGACCUGGCCGUCCCUCUAAACUUUCAGCUCAUACAAGGAGAAGACUGAUCAGAGAUGCAGCCAAGAGGCCCAUGAUCACUCUGGAUGAACUGCAGAGAUCUACAGCUGAGGUGGGAGACUCUGUCCAUAGGACAACAAUCAGUCGUAUAUUGCACAAAUCUGGCCUUUGUGGAAGAGUGGCAAGAAGAAAGCCAUUUCUUAAAGAUAUCCAUAAAAAGUGUUUAAAGUUUGCCACAAGCCGCCUGGGAGACACACCAACCAUGUGGAAGAAGGUGCUCUGUUCAGAUGAAACAAAAAUUGAACUUUUUGGCAACAAUGCAAAACGUUAUGUUUGGUGUAAAAGCAACACCGGUCAUCACCCUGAACACACCAUCCCCACUAUCAAACAUGGUGGUGGUAGCAUCAUGGUUUGGGCCUGCUUUUCUUCAGAAGGGACAGGGAAGAUGGUUAAAAUUGAUGGGAAGAUGGAUGGAGCCAAAUACAGGACCAUUCUGGAAGAACCUGAUGGAGUCUGCGAAAGACCUGAGACUGGGACGGAGAUGUGUCUUCCAACAAGACAAUGAUCCAAAACAUAAAGCAAAAUCUACAAUGGAAUGGUUCAAAAAUAAACAUAUCCAGGUGUUAGAAUGGCCAAGUCAAAGUCCAGACCUGAAUCCAAUCGAGAAUCUGUGGAAAGAACUGAAAACUGCUGUUCACAAAUGCUCUCCAUCCAACCUCACUGAGCUCGAGCUGUUUUGCAAGGAGGAAUGGAAAAAAAUGUUAGUCUCUCGAUGUGCAAAACUGAUAGAGACGUACCCCAAGCGACUUACAGCUGUAAUCGCAGCAAAAGGUGGCGCUACAAAGUAUUAACUUAAGGGGGCUGAAUAAUUUUGCACGCCCAAUUUUUCCGUUUUUGAUUUGUUAAAGUUUGAAAUAUCCAAUAAAUGUCGUUCCACUUCAUGAUUGUGUCCCACUUGUUGAUUCUUCACAAAAAAAUACAGCUUUAUAUCCUUAUGUUUGAAGCCUGAAAUGUGGCAAAAGGUCGCAAAGUUCAAGGGGGCCGAAUACUUUCGCAAGGCACUGUAUAUAUAUAUGUGUGUGUGUGUGUGCCAUUGUAUUCCUGUCAUUCUUUAGCCAUGUGUUAAGUUAAUAGGCUGUGAUGUUUUGGGUGAAUGUUGGAAGCAGCAGCUUCCAGCAGGGUUUCUGCUGCUGGACUUAUUCAUGUGCACUUCUAGUGUUUAUUACUCUCUCCUCUGCAUUGGUAGCCCAGCCUCCACUUCUCUUCAACUCAGCAGUAUUGACGCUUACUGGCAGCGUGGAGUCACCCUCUGUUGACACACACACACACACCGCCUUUUCAUGGAGUGAGAAGUGAGAUUUAAAGGGAAAGAGGUGUGGUUGCCUGGGAGACACAGCUCUCAACGUUAUUCUGUCAUCAUUACUCGAUCGUUCCUUUUUCAUUUGAUUCAGUACUUUUUGUUUUUCUAUUAAAAAUAAAAACACAGGAGCUGUU